CGAAGCGGGCCGCGGAAGCGGCUGCCGAGGCGGCGAUGAGCGCGCGGUUCCUGCGAGCCUGGCGGGGCGGGUGGGGCCGGGGCUGUGGCCGGGCCCACGCGACCGCCGCCGGGGAGGCCCCGAGGCGCGAGAGGCCGCCCUGGCGAGUCCUCUUCUUUGGCACCGACCACUUCUCCGCAGAGAUCCUCCGAGCGCUCGAGGCGGCCCGAAUGCCUAGGCCAGAUCAGCUUGUGGACCACCUGGAGGUGGUGACCUUGCCACCCAGUCCGUCAAAGGGAGUUCCUGUGAAGAAGUAUGCAGAGCAGUUUCAGCUCCCCAUCCACAUCUGGCCUGAUGUAGGUGUAUGUGAGAACUUUGACGUUGGCGUGGUGGCAUCUUUUGGACGUCUGCUUAGUGAGGACCUCAUCCUGAAGUUCCCCUAUGGCGUGCUGAAUGUCCACCCCAGCUAUCUUCCGAGGUGGCGUGGCCCUGCACCAAUCGUCCACACCGUGCUCCAUGGAGAUACAGUUACCGGGGUCACAAUUAUGCAGAUCAGGCCCAAGAGGUUCGAUGUAGGUCCAAUUAUUAAACAAGAAGAAUUUGCUGUUCCAGCCCGUUGCUCAGCAAAAGAGCUGGAGCCAUUGUUAUCCAAAGAAGGUGCAAACCUGCUGAUUGCCGUUUUGCAAAACUUACCUGAGAGUUUAAGCAAGAAGAAAGAGCAAACCAAAGAAGGAGUAACUCAUGCUCCUAAAGCCACUAUUGCAAUGAGCUGCAUUCAGUGGGAAGAACAAACUGCUGAGCAGAUCCUAAGGAUGCAUCGUGCCUUAGGAGCAAUGAUGCCUCUAAAAACGCUGUGGAUGGGUUCCAGAGUAAAACUGUUGGACUUUGUAGAAGACAAGAUGCUACUGGAUUUUACUGAUAAGGUUGUAGCUGAAAAAGACGCCACUCCAGGGUUGGUGAUAUAUCACAAACAGUUAAAGAUCCUGGUGAUCCGGUGCAAGGAAGGUUGGGUUGGAGUCAAAACCAUCAUACAUAAGAAGAAAUUGUCAGCAACCGACUUCUACAACGGCUACUUACAUUCUUGGUCACAGCACAAUUCUCAGGCGGCUCCCAAGAACUGCCAGUUUCAGACACUCAAGCUGACCACAGUGAAAAAGCAUCUGAAAAGUUCACUGCAUGUGCAGAGUAUAUAAACCACUGAUACGAUUCUCAGUAAUGUGAAAGUAGCAACUCUAUUUGAGGAGCAAAGUUGGAAUUGUCUCAGUUUUGUAUGAAAUUUGUCCCAGAGUUGACGUUUGGGAAACAGUGAUGGAAGAGAACAAAUACAGCAAAGGUGGUGCUGUCUAGCUGAUAUUGUGGA
Molecule: messenger RNA, 1339 nt
Organism: Candoia aspera
Lineage: Eukaryota; Metazoa; Chordata; Lepidosauria; Squamata; Candoiidae
Gene: MTFMT
Product: mitochondrial methionyl-tRNA formyltransferase
Exons: 9
Coding region: 36-1172 (378 amino acids)
Biological process (GO): biosynthetic process; conversion of methionyl-tRNA to N-formyl-methionyl-tRNA
Cellular component (GO): mitochondrion
Molecular function (GO): methionyl-tRNA formyltransferase activity
Source: RefSeq, a predicted model, not a curated record